Molecule: messenger RNA, 4118 nt
Organism: Gymnodraco acuticeps
Lineage: Eukaryota; Metazoa; Chordata; Actinopteri; Perciformes; Bathydraconidae
Gene: cdc42ep1a
Product: CDC42 effector protein (Rho GTPase binding) 1a
Exons: 4
Coding region: 962-2197 (411 amino acids)
Source: RefSeq, a predicted model, not a curated record
CGCGCGCUCCAGCGGACAGUCCGGCUGCACGAGAGCCUUCCUCCGACCUCUACUUACUCAAAUAUAUGUUUUAAUGGAAAGAUAAUUAAACCGGAGUCAAGAAAGUCUCCUGUUCCUCCAGUGGAAGUUUUCUCUGAAAUCAGUGCCAGUGGAGCCGUCCGCCAGGCUUUACCCAAAAGAAGCGCCGUGCUAACGGAGGAGUUGAAGGAUUAGAGGAUAAUCCAGGAUGGUCCGUUGGUGCAACCGCAGAACCGUUUGCAGCUGGACACAGAACCUAUUUCUGAGCUGAUGUCGACAAAGCCAAAGCCCAAAGCAAGCGGGGGAAAAUAGGCGAUCUUACCACACACCAACCGGCUGCUUCCAGGAACACAACUACACAGUGUUUCACCUCAAUUUAUGGCCCUUUAAUCCUGCCAGCUAUGCAUCAAAACCAGCUACGAAGAGAGGGACACAGUUUGGCCUGCGCUUGAUAAACUGAGAUAAUAUUCAAGCGCAUCUGGCACUGAAGACUUUGGGAGUUCAGCUUCUCAGAAAAUUACACGGUUUCAAGCUCUUGGAAUAACAUUUCAGAGCUAUUUUUUAAGAUUUGGACUGUCGAUGACUUUGGGAUAAUCUAAGAGGAGAGAACACAACGUUCAGUUUGGCCAUUCAGUAGGAAUAAAGGUUGAUUUUGAGCAAAUAUUGUGCCAUUCAAUUCCAACGUGUUACAAAGAGUGGGACAGAGUUUAGCUUGGGUAUGAUAGACUGAGAAGAUAUUCAAGAACUAUUUGGUGCUGCAAGCCUGGAGUUCAGAUUUCCUCAAGGUUUCAAGAUCUUGGAAUUUUGUCUACAUUUUAAACUGUCAAUGAUUUUUGGCAUAAUCUAAGAGGGGAAAAUUGGACAUUCAGUUUUGCCAUUCAGUGGGAUUUAAAGGCAACUCCAAACAAAGUAGAUUUUCAGGAGCCAUUCACCUCUCGGGAUCAUGAAUCUUCAGGAGAAGCUGUCCGGCCUCAAAGGUCUGGUCUCACAGUCUCACAGCAAGCGUCGCUAUAAAGGCGACCUCACGCUGGAGAUGAUCAGCCCUCCUUUGGGAGAUUUCCGCCACACCAUGCAUGUUGGCCGUGGAGGCGAUGUGUUCGGGGACACUUCCUUCCUCAGCAACCAUGGAGGCACUGGGAACAAAGGGAACAACGGGAACAAGGGGAACAACAGCGGGAACAACGGCAACAAUGGGAACGGUGGGAACAACGGGAACAACGGGGAAACGGAUUCUAUCUCCAGUCCAGACAACAAGAUCGGAGCGUUCUUCUCCAGGACGCUCCGUCAGAUCAGAAGGGGAUCUGAAAACAGACCGACUGGAGGAUGCAAAGAGCUGUCGCCUCCACCUCCGGUCGUUUCUCCCAUCAUCAAGAACGCCAUCUCCCUCCCCAGCCUGGAUGUGGAGAUGCCCAAUGGGAGUCCCACCACCAAAGUGCUCUUCCCCAGUUCUCAUAGCACGCCGGAGGAGAGGAAAAGCUCUUAUGGUCUGGAGUCUGGUUUCGUCACGCUGCCUCGUCUCUCUCGUUCUGAGCGCCAGCAGCCGUCCAUCUCCCUCCCCACUUCCUGCCCUCCUAACAUCCAUCGCGGCUCUCUAACCGACGAAACCGACGCCAUCUUGUGCUCCGCCUCCAUCUUGACCUCUGACCCCAAACCCUCCUUCUCCGCCUACUCUGACUCCCUGUCCUCCCUCACCUCUCUGGACACCUUCACCUUCGACCUGGGCCCUUCCUUAAUGAGCGAGGUGUUCGGGGUGAUCGACGGCUGCCAAUCAGACGAUCACACUCCCGUCUGGGAGGGAGAGGAGGCGGGAUCAGCGUGUGGGAUGACCAAUGACGGCUCAGAGAUGGAUUCGGCCACUAUUUCCUAUGUGGAUUCGCUGCUUAGGGAGGAUUUUGGCGGCAGGAAGAGCCCGCAUGGUGGCGAGUGGGAGGAGGAGGAAGUGAUGGAGGUGAAUGGAGUAAAAGAUGUGGUGAUGGGGUCUCCUGAAAGAGCCAAAUUGGGUGUUGGGAUGGAGAUGGAGCGCUUCCAGAGUGCUACAGAUGUGCUCGCUCGCCACUAUGGAGUCAGCUUAAAGGGACAGAGCCGGGUGGAGGUCGCAGAUUCACAGAUAAUCGCCAGCCGCCCGAAGAACAAAACUCCCUACAACUACAUGGACGAUGAGGAUGAAAUCAAAGUGUAGUCAGAGAUAUUUUGACUCAAAUCGAUCGACGAGAGAUUGUGGUUGACGAGGCAGGAUGACCAUGAAAUCCUUAAUAUUGGAUGCUUUAAGGAUGUUGAUGUUGCUGAAUGUAUCUUAAACCCGAGGGGUGAAUGCUUGUUUCAAAAAGACUUGAAGCGUGGAAAAACAAGGACAUAGAAUGUAGUUUAGAUCUUCUUAAAGGACACGCAACAUUUCCCUACAACUACACGGACGAUGAGGAUGAAAUCAGUGUAAUCAGAGAUAGUUUUCGACUCUUAAAAACUUGUUAAAUGUAUGAUUUUUCUGUAAUCAAAUCGAUCCUUCAAUGUGGUUGACGAGUGUUGGUGUUGCUGAAUGGAUCUUAAAGGAGUGUAAGAUGUUUCCAAGCCCGAGGGAUGAAUGCUUGUUUCAAAAAGACUUAGUAAAAGGAGGCGUGGAAAAGCGAGGAUGUGCCACAGAAUUUAGUCUAGAUUGUCUCAAUGGAAACAAAGCCCGUCACUUUAUGUUUCACACUUCCUCCCAUAUUGCUGCAGAUAGCUGUAGCAAUCUUUUAAAAAAGUGGAUGCAAGCACCAAAAUUCAUCUUUCCCAAAUGUCAUAUUAUUUUAAAAAGACCAUAAACCACUUGAAUUAAAAAAAGUAAUUGCAACUAUUCUCCAAGAUGGCUGCCAUUUCCAGCUGAUAAAAACCAUAUUUUACCAAAUCAUUUUAACCAGUGGAUCACUUUUGGUGAUUUUAAGAUUGAAUAUCUCUAUUUGAUAAGUCAAAUCUUCUAAGAUUUUGUGUGAUUUUAACCACAACACGUUUACAUUUGGGGUUGUUUGUUAGAAAGCGUCUGAAUUUGUUUCUACGUGUUCAGAAAUGUAUGAUUUGACAAUCGAGAUCAUUCAUCCAGGGCAAGUAAACGUGAUUUUAUGGCAAAGAAAACGGCAUUUCCAAGCCAAUAUUGGUGGCCAUCAUGACAAUUGAAGAUAUAUUGGGUGUUUCUCAAUGUCGAGUACGCUUGCUUGGUAGCACAUGUCUUCCAAGUCACUUGCUUCAGAAGCGAGGCAAGAAUACUUCCUGGCAUUUGGAAAACAAAGAGUGGAGAGGCCCCGUCUUACAUUUUCCGCCACAGAUUUUGUGAAAUUGGUCCGUGCGCAAAGCAUUGUGGGGCUUUUAAGACCACGGAGUCUACACAUGUGCAGCCUAGAAAUGUCUCGCUACAAAGUACGCCGGGCUCCGUAGAAUUCCAAGUAUGCUGGACAUUGGAACAGUAUUUCGGCGGCACUCGAUGACGUAGUAUGCUUGAAAUAGUGGCUCUGGAGCAGCUUUACUCGACAUUGAGAAACACCCCUUAUGUUCCAAUUGUAGUACUUGUAUCCACUUUUGAAAUAUUUCCCUGAUUUAUUUGAUUCUCUGCAGCACAACAAGGUGGAAAGCCUCUCCAUGGUCUCUAAUGAGAGAGGAAGUGAGGAUUAAACAAAUGGAUUUAAUCUUUUUACAACCUUAGGGCCUCAUUUCAAUCUCCUGUCGACUCCUCUCACUCAGGAAAACACUACCAGGACACACAAAGGGAAAGGAAAUGUGGAUUCUCAGGCCUCAGCAGAUUAGAAAUCGACAUGGACUAAGGGAAUAUGUAAAGUAUUUCUAGUACUAGAUGCAACUGAAGCUUAUGACCAUAUACAUGCUCAUUUUAUGCUGCAGACCUUCCAUAUAGAGACCCCAUGCACCUUUAAUGAUCUUGAAGUCUGACUCCUGUAUUGUCAUUUAAAUGUCCUUUUAUACGACUGUACAUAAAGAUAUUAACUGACCUCCUAUAAAUAUGUACCUACAGUAAGAGCACCUGCAGCAGUACCUAGUGCAAUUCACAUCCAUAUGCUGCAGACAAUACCAAUGAUAUAUUAUGAUGAUAUUAAUGACAAUAAACAUGUUUUUAAUUA